Daldinia loculata is the source of this 1711-nucleotide messenger RNA. Its product is annotated as OTU-domain-containing protein. The transcript is spliced from 2 exons. The record is from RefSeq and is a predicted model, not a curated record. Gene Ontology annotation, cellular component: cytosol; nucleus. Gene Ontology annotation, biological process: endoplasmic reticulum unfolded protein response; protein deubiquitination. The coding region runs from base 413 to 1459 and encodes 348 amino acids. Lineage: Eukaryota; Fungi; Ascomycota; Sordariomycetes; Xylariales; Hypoxylaceae. Gene Ontology annotation, molecular function: cysteine-type deubiquitinase activity.
GUUCUCUUUCUUUCUAGAUACCUAUACAUAACUAACGACUUACGUGUACGAGCAACUACGGGAUGUUAUUAGAUGUUUGAUCUUUUGGUGUACAUAGGGCGGGUCUGGUGUUGCAUUUUUUCUUCUUCUUUAGACGAGGAGUCAUUUCGCCACGUCUUGGUUGGUAUAAGGGUGAUUAAUAUUUAAUAGUUGUUGAUAAAAUACUUGUUUUACUUAACUACCUACCCUGAUCUACCCUGAUCAUUCAUCCCUUUGUCUUGGUCUUGGUGGUCUUCUUCUUCUCUUACCCCGACGUGUUGUGCUUCCCAGGUCUCCGCUGCCCCGUCUCUUUUUCAAUCAUCUGCCCUUUCACUCACUUAUUUACGUACAUACUCAUUCCUCAACCUACUUCGCUCGUUCCGGCUACGAUACGAUGAAGAUCCGAUUCAAGGCUCCCUCGGGCGGAGGAACGCUGGAACUCGACGAUGCCUCGACAGUCGACCAGCUCCUCGAAUCCCUCAAGUCGAGCACCGGCUUCGCUGACGUCACAGUCAAGUAUGGUUGGCCCCCUAGAGCUCUAACCGCCGACCAAGGCCAACUCUCAGCGCAAUCUCUCGGCCUUCAUCGAGAGAACCUCACUGUCGUCCCUAAGGAAGAUGCUUCCGCUGCUGUCGCACAGAAUACCCCGCCUGUCCCAGAACCCACCGCGACCACUACGUCCCCCGCCGCGGCUCUCCCCGGCCUCCAGUCGUCGCUUCGGAGCCAGGAGAAAAGCAAAGGCCAAGGUAUAAAGGACCAGAACAUCAGUGUCGCCAUGCCGGAAACUGGCUCUACCCUAGUCCUCCGCGUCAUGCCCGACGACAACAGCUGCCUCUUCACCGCCGUCGGCGGCGCCCUUCGCGGCCUCCGCUCCGGCCCCGACGAGUCCUUCACCGCAGACUCCCUGCGACGCCUAGUGGUCGAGCACAUCCGCGCAAACCCAGGAAAAUACAGCGCCGUGAUCCUCGGCCAGCAACCCGAGUCCUACUGCGCCAACAUGCUGCGGCCCGACACCUGGGGCGGCGAGAUCGAACUCGCCAUCAUCUCGGAGGUCUUCGAGCUGGAGAUCUGCGUCAUCGACGUCAAGACGGGCACCGUGUACCGCGUGGGCGAGGGCAACGGGUACGCCAUGCGCUGCGUGCUGGUGUACUCCAACGUGCACUACGACCGGAUCGCCGAGAUCUUCGUCGAGGGCCAGGAGGUCAUGGAGUUCGACGUGACGCGCUGGGCCGCGGACGAGAGCAGCGAUCAUAUUAUCGCGCGCGCGCAGGAGAUGUGCCGGAAGCUGAAAGACGAGCACCAUUAUUAUACCGACACUUCCGACUUCGUCGUCACAUGCAACGAGUGUGGUUGGGUCGGCCAGGGCCGGGAGGCUCUUGCUAAGCACUCCCUGGGCACCGGACACACGAAAAUCAGCGAGAUUAAGGAUACUGGCGCAUAGACGACGGGUCAUACAUUUACUACUAGUUGGGGUCCGGUAGGUCGUUAUAGCAGAAAUUCUCGUGUACAUAGUAUGAUAUACGGAUGCUGGAUGCGCAGUGCGCGGAGAGUUAGAGAUGGAUACCCUUACUCGAGAGGAAGAGUAGCAGAAGACUCGAAUGAGACCCACGACCAGUCAUGCUUCAUGCUUAUAAAAUAAAUUCAAGACCUCUAUAUUCCGUACUAGUUUGAUGCUUGACAAUAGAGAUAGUUG